AUAAAUAAAUUCCAGUUAGUAUUGUUUUCAUAUUGUAAUUUUGGGAAUGGACUAAAACAAUCAUCAUCUACAUGUGCUGCAUCUCCUUGUGCUUGACACUGAUGAUAAAAAAGCAGGCUUUAAUUGAAAAGCCACUGCUAACUGAAACAAAAAAGACAGAAUUACCCAUAAUUCAGCAGACAUGUUGAAUUAACAUCAACAUCUCCUUUAGUCAACUUUUCUUUUAAUCAGGGAAGGAUAUGAAGGCAUUCCUUUUCAUUUUCAAGGCACAGACACUUAAAAAACAAAACCAUGGGGUUAAAUUCAGUUCACCUUAGUCUCAUAAACAAAUAUGAACUUCCCAAGUUACAUUAUUAUACUCUUUAUGGUUUUGGUACUUUCAGUUACAGACUACGUGUGUGAAGUGUGUUAGACUAUGUGCUAAAAGUCUUUUUCUAAAUAUGUCAACUUUAUGGCUGUGGUUCCAAAGUCCGUGAACUGUGAUCAACUGCUAUGAUAAUGAUAACGAUAUGAUUAACAACCGCAAAGUUGGGGUUGAUGCAGUACUUCUGGCAUCCAGAGCAUUAAGGGCUGAUAAAGGGCCGAUUUAUUCCAAACUGAAGUAUCUAUUUUGAGAGCUCAAUGAUAUGCUUCUGUGCCUAAACACUGGAAUUCAGCUUUAAAUUACAGGAAAAAGUAAUAAACAUAAAAUGAUGACUUAUGGCCAAGCUUAAAUCAACACACUGCUGUUUCAUUGUGUGGAAAACAAUAGACUAUAGUUAACCUAGUUUUUGCUGUUAAUAGGCUUCUGUAUUGGCUGUGAUACACAAUCCUCACAAUCUGCUUUUGCCUGCACAACUAGAAGAUGCCACACUAAGUGACUUUGUUUCUGAAUUCGAGCCUGGCUGUUGUCACAAUGAAAGGUCACUUUCCUUGCAGAUCUCAUGUGGAGUGAGGAAAUUAUGAGGACGUCACGUGUCUGGCGGUCACAAGGACAACCUCCCCAAAAUAGAGGACAUCUUACCAACACACACGAGCAUCAGCUCAGCACAAGGUACCCAGAAUCAUGAAACAGCUACCUGCAGACACUGUGCGGCUGUUGUCCAGCUCACAGGUCAUCACCUCUGUGGUUAAUGUUGUAAAAGAACUGGUUGAAAAUUCCAUGGAUGCUGGAGCUUUGAGUAUUGAUGUUAAACUGGAGAACUAUGGUUUAGACCGGAUAGAGGUACGAGACAAUGGCCAUGGAAUCAAAACUGCAGAUACUCCUGUAAUGGCUGUCCGGCAUUUCACUUCAAAGAUCUGUAGCCAUGAGGAUCUCAACCACCUUGAGACUUAUGGCUUCCGAGGAGAGGCAUUAGGCUCCAUCUGCGCUGUUGCUGAGGUGUCCAUCACCACAAAGACAAAUGAGGAUGACAUCAGCACCCAAUACAUGCUAGACCUCACAGGGCACAUUGUUUCCCAGAAGCCAUCUCAUUUGGGUCAAGGUACAACAGUGAGUGUACUGAAGCUUUUUAUGAAUCUUCCCGUGAGGAGGCAGUAUUAUUCUUCCACCAAGAAGUGCAAAGACGAACUGAAGAAAGUACAAGAUCUGCUAAUGGCCUACGCAAUUAUAAAGCCUGAACUGAGGGUCACUCUUGCUCACAAUAAGGUGGUGGUUUGGCAGAAGACCAAGGUGGCUGAUCACAGAAGUGCCCUCGUUGCUACAUUGGGGCCCAGCGCUGUUGCCAGCCUGCUCCCUUGCCACCAUCAUCAUGAGGAACCGGAGAUUCUUUUAGAUGGCUUUUUUCCCAAGCCUGGAGCAGAUUACCUUUCCUCAAGCUCAUCAAGUCAAGACAAAACAUUUAUAUUUGUCAACAACCGACCUGUCCACCACAAAGAUAUAAUGAAGUUGCUACGUCAACACUACACAGCUCAGUAUGAGGAAGAGGCCACCCGGAACAGACAUCCAAUCCUCAUGCUCAAAGUCACCGUCUCACCCUCAUCUGUGGACGUCAAUCUGACACCAGACAAGACUCAGGUUCUUCUUCAUCACAAGGAGGCCCUGUUAACUGCUGUUGAAGCAUUGCUGGUUUCUCUCUAUGGAUUUCGGGCAACUACAGAUCACCUGCUCGGGAAGCAGCUCAGCCAUACAUCUUCCCCAUCGUCUAGUCCUCCACGAACCAAGACUUUGCAAAUAGGCAGUGAUAGAAGUGUGGGGAGAAGUGACACUUCUAAUAAGCAUAGUGCUAUUGUCCACAAAGAUGCACCUGAACACUGUACCACAACUGUUUCAGCAACACUAACCAGUAAAGUAUCACUGCACCGCCAGACCUCAAAUAGUAGCUCAUCUUCUAUAGCGGAGGACUGGAUUGUCAACCAGAUAUCCAGUGGGCUUGAACCUAACUUUUCUCUCUGUGAUGAUGAAAUGACUCAGAACAGUACUGACACAAAAGAAAAGGACUCACCAAUCAAAUCUCCUGAGAAACCUGAAGACAAUUUAGGUCCAGAGGUGAGCAAAGAUCAUUCGUCAGCUGAGGACUGGAGCCGGGGAACAGCUUUCAAAGACCCUGUGUCAGAUGAACCCCUGCAACCUGUCAUCAUUCAUCAACCUUCAGUGCACAAUAAUGCAGUGACUCAAAGCAGCACAAACAAAAAGAUGAUAAAUGCCAUAACAGAAAAACGGGCUGCUCUGACUGCCUACGACCUGAUCAGCAACCGCACCAUGAGGGCACCGCUGUCUCCUGCCACGCUGUUCGAGAAGGAGGCCAGAGCUGAGGUCCUCAGGGAGAAGCCCACAGCCAGUCUGCAGGAUAUCAGCACGGCCGUUGAUGAGAGAUGGAAAAAUCUGACGGAGGCAGACCGUAAGAAGUAUGAAGAGAAGGCAAAGAAACACCUCGAGCACCAUGACCAAAGGACCAAGUUGGCCUCUGCUCAGGGCCCCAGAGAGCCGGCCGCCAUCACCCCAAGAGGCCAUGCAGUGGGUCAGAAACGAAAGGCCCCGCUCUCUAACCAGCAGCUGUUGGACAAACUCUUCUCUGCUCAGCCCCAGAAGAAGAUGAGGAACCUGGCUUCUAAGCCGUCACAGCCCCUUCCCUGUUGCGUGGCUGCCCUUCGACUGCAGCUUCAACGCCUCUCAUCCCAGGGCCGUGCAGCACCACAGGGCAUCCGUCUUGUAAACCAGCUGGCCUCUCAGAGCGCCUGGGUCAUUUUAUGUGGUCAGAGGCUCAUGUUGUUAAAUCCAUUUCGGGUGGAGGAAGCCUUGCUGUUUAAGAGACUUCUAGAGAAUAAUAUACUUCCAGCCGCGAGUCUCCAGAACCCUAUACAGUUAACAGAUGGAAAUCUAGGGGGAGCUGAGUAUACGAAGACUCUGUGCCACAUGGAGCAGCAUCAUCCUGAGCUCGACGGAGGGGUCCUGUUCUCUGAUCCAAGGCUUGUUGCAAAUGGGUUUCAAAUCAAACUCACUCCAGGGCUCACGUCAGCCGAGAGACAUCUGGAAGUGACAGCAAUGGCAGACUGUGUGCCUUUCCUCAGCCUAGAGGACCUCAGGGAGAUCCUGACUGCAGUUCUUCACAAAAAGGCUAAGACAGUGCAGGAGUGUCGGCCACUUAAAGUCACAAACUACCUAAAAAGCGAAGCUGUUCGACUUGUGCGUCAGUUACCUUUAAAUUUAUCCAGGGAAGAUGUAAAGGAAACACUUCAGAGGAUGGAGCAGCAGCUUGGUAAGAGCAACCAGGCCUGCAUUCAUGGACGGCCAUUUCUUGAGCACCUCUCUGAUAUCCCAUGUACAGAGCUGGAGGCCAAGGCUCUGCUUAGGCCUUUAGACUUGUGAAAGUACAUUUUUGAACUAGAAAGUACAUGUCCCUGCACAACGUUGGUUAAAAUUUUUCCUUGGCCUAUACCCUACCUUUCUGCCAAGUUUCAUGAAAUGAAAUGCUGACCAACUAACACAAAUUGUAAUGAAAAUAUUAGCUCUUUAGCAAUGGAAAAAUGUACCCCUUCAUCCUGUCACUGUAAACUCUGUAUUAUCAUAAUUCUAUUUUGUCACAGACAUUAAUAAAUGUAUUUGAACAAAAU
Sphaeramia orbicularis (orbiculate cardinalfish) is the source of this 4032-nucleotide messenger RNA. It is a transcript of the gene pms1, whose product is annotated as PMS1 homolog 1, mismatch repair system component. Lineage: Eukaryota; Metazoa; Chordata; Actinopteri; Kurtiformes; Apogonidae. Gene Ontology annotation, cellular component: MutLalpha complex. Gene Ontology annotation, molecular function: ATP hydrolysis activity; ATP-dependent DNA damage sensor activity; mismatched DNA binding. Gene Ontology annotation, biological process: mismatch repair. The transcript is spliced from 13 exons. Bases 1046 to 3787 code for a protein of 913 amino acids. The record is from RefSeq and is a predicted model, not a curated record.